Engraulis encrasicolus (European anchovy) is the source of this 2724-nucleotide messenger RNA. It is a transcript of the gene hspa8b, whose product is annotated as heat shock protein family A (Hsp70) member 8b. The transcript has 10 exons. Lineage: Eukaryota; Metazoa; Chordata; Actinopteri; Clupeiformes; Engraulidae. Gene Ontology annotation, cellular component: cytosol; cytoplasm; plasma membrane. The coding region runs from base 94 to 2046 and encodes 650 amino acids. Gene Ontology annotation, molecular function: ATP-dependent protein folding chaperone; ATP binding. The record is from RefSeq and is a predicted model, not a curated record.
CACAAGACAGGGCAGAGUCCUUGAACUGGUGAAGCAUCGGCAUCAUCUAGUUCCUUUGACUUAACAUUUCGAUUCGUAUCGGAUCAAGGCAACAUGUCCAAGGGAACAGCGGUAGGGAUUGACCUGGGGACCACCUACUCUUGUGUGGGGGUCUUCCAGCACGGCAAAGUGGAGAUCAUUGCCAAUGACCAGGGAAACAGGACCACACCUAGCUACGUGGCAUUCACGGACACGGAAAGACUGAUUGGAGAUGCUGCCAAGAAUCAGGUGGCAAUGAAUCCAUGCAACACAGUGUUUGACGCUAAGCGUCUGAUCGGUCGGCGUUUUGACGACGCGGUGGUGCAGUCGGACAUGAAGCACUGGCCCUUCACCGUGGUGAACGACUCGACGCGGCCCAAGGUGCAGGUGGAGUACAAGGGCGAGACCAAGAGCUUCUACCCGGAGGAGAUCUCCUCCAUGGUGCUCGUCAAGAUGAAGGAGAUCGCAGAGGCAUACCUGGGGAAGUCUGUGUCCAACGCGGUGGUCACGGUGCCGGCGUACUUCAAUGACUCCCAGCGGCAGGCCACCAAAGACGCCGGUACCAUCUCCGGCCUCAACGUGUUGCGCAUCAUCAACGAGCCUACGGCUGCAGCCAUCGCCUACGGACUCGACAAAAAGGUGGGUGCGGAGAGGAAUGUGCUAAUUUUCGACCUGGGUGGCGGCACGUUCGACGUGUCCAUCCUGACUAUCGAGGACGGCAUCUUCGAGGUCAAGUCCACGGCCGGAGACACCCACCUGGGCGGAGAGGACUUUGACAACCGCAUGGUCAACCACUUCAUCUCCGAGUUCAAGCGCAAGUACAAGAAGGACAUCAGCGACAACAAGCGUGCCGUCAGACGUCUGCGCACUGCCUGCGAACGUGCCAAGCGCACGCUCUCCUCCAGCACACAGGCCAGCAUCGAGAUCGACUCGCUGUACGAGGGCGUGGACUUCUACACGUCCAUCACGCGUGCCCGCUUCGAGGAGCUGAACGCCGACCUGUUCCGCGGCACGCUGGACCCUGUAGAGAAGUCCCUGCGCGACGCCAAGCUGGACAAGGCCCAGAUCCACGACAUUGUGCUGGUGGGCGGCUCCACGCGCAUCCCCAAGAUCCAGAAGCUGCUGCAGGACUUCUUCAACGGCAAGGAGCUCAACAAGAGCAUCAACCCAGACGAGGCCGUCGCAUACGGAGCUGCUGUCCAGGCGGCCAUUUUGUCCGGCGACAAGUCUGAGAAUGUGCAGGACCUGCUGCUGCUGGACGUGACGCCGCUGUCCCUGGGCAUCGAGACGGCCGGUGGCGUCAUGACAACACUCAUCAAGAGGAACACCACCAUCCCCACCAAGCAGACACAGACCUUCACUACAUACUCAGACAACCAGCCAGGAGUACUUAUCCAGGUGUUUGAGGGUGAGCGGGCGAUGACGAAGGACAACAACCUGCUGGGUAAGUUCGAGCUGGUGGGCAUCCCCCCGGCGCCGCGUGGCGUGCCCCAGAUCGAAGUCACCUUCGAUAUCGACGCCAACGGCAUCAUGAACGUCUCCGCCGUGGACAAGAGCACCGGCAAGGAGAACAAGAUCACCAUCACCAACGACAAGGGUCGCCUCUCCAAAGAGGACAUCGAGCGCAUGGUGCAGGAGGCGGAGAAGUACAAGGCGGAGGACGACGUGCAGCGCGACAAGGUGUCGGCCAAGAACGGCCUGGAGGCCUACGCCUUCAACAUGAAGUCCACCGUGGAGGACGAGAAGCUGCAGGGCAAGAUCAGCGACGAGGACAAGCAGAAGAUCCUCGACAAGUGCAACGAGGUCAUCAGCUGGCUCGAUAAGAACCAGAGUGCGGAGAAGGAGGAGUUUGAGCACCAUCAGAAGGAGCUGGAGAAGGUGUGCAACCCCGUCAUCACCAAGCUGUACCAGAGCGCCGGGGGGAUGCCGGAGGGGAUGCCCCCUGGAGGGUUCGGGGGCGCUGGGGCCGCGCCUGGCGGGGGUGCAGGAGGCGGCUCCUCUGGACCCACCAUUGAGGAGGUCGACUAGAGGAGACUAGAGUAUUUUUCUGCACCACACAUCCCUCCACACACACACACAGUUACACACACAUGUACACACACAUAUACUCACAGUGAUGCACUUACACACACUGCAGUGUACCUCUUUUUCUCACAAAGGGCAGGAGGGGAGGGGGCUCCUCUGGCCCUACCAUUGAGGAGGUUGAUUAGAGCAGCUUAGAGUGUUCUCUCCACCACACACUCAUCCACACACACACACAUACACGCACACAUCACACGCACACAUCACACACACACACACACACACACACACACACACACACACACACACACACACACACACACACACACACACACCAGUGUACCCCUUUUUUUCUCACAAAGAAAGAGCUGGUGCAUGUCUUGUUUUGUUUGUGUGAGCCUUUUUUGUUUCUGAGAUGUUUUCGUGUUGUUUUCUGUAGCUCUUAUGUAACUAAUACUUAAUUUCUAAUGUAUCGAGUGCAGAAUCUGCCGUCCUGUAUAAAAGAGGAAUAUGAACAGCAUUUCUCUCCACUGCCCCGACACUCCCUUCCCUUACACGUGUUUCUUUGUUUUCUACAGCAUGUUACUACCUUUUUUCCUCUAUUGUAAGGAAGUGUGCUGUGUUGUUAGCACUUUAUUGUUCAUGUUGAUCUGAACAAAAUAAAUUAUUUGGCUGUUCACACAG